Molecule: messenger RNA, 672 nt
Organism: Metarhizium brunneum ARSEF 3297
Lineage: Eukaryota; Fungi; Ascomycota; Sordariomycetes; Hypocreales; Clavicipitaceae
Source: RefSeq, a predicted model, not a curated record
AUGGAUAUCAACACUCUCUUCGGAGUCCAGUCGUCCUCAUCACCGGCGGUGCGUGACUCCCUCCCGCUGCCCGCCUGCCACGCCGCCGUCGCCGACCUCGCGCCGCUCGCGCGCCUCUCGGGCUCGAUCCACGCGCUGCCCGCCAACCUCCAGAACCUCGAUGAGUGCCAGGCGCUCGCGGCCUCGCUGGCCCGCCUCGAGCCCGGCGGCCUGCACGUCCUCGUCAACAACGCCGGGGCCACCUGGGGCGCCGACAUCGACUCGCACCCGGACGCGGCGUGGACCAAGCUCCUCACGCUCAACCUGCAGCGCGCCUUCACCCUGACGCAGCUGUGCCUGCCGCUGCUCGAGAGGGCCGGCAGCCAGGACGACCCCGCGCGCGUCAUCCACGUCGGCAGCAUCGACGGCGUGCGCGUGCCCUCGCUCGCCAACUACGCCUACUCGGCGAGCAAGGCCGGCCUGCACCACCUGUCGAGGCACCUCGCGCGGGACCUGGGCUUCCGCAACGUCACGAGCAACGUGCUGGCCUGCGGGCCCUUCCGGACAAAGAUGAUGAAGGCGACGCUGGACGCGGCCGAGGACGUGCUCAAGGAGAAUAUCCCGUUGCGGAGGAUCGGCCGGGACGAGGACGUUGCUGGCUCGGCUGUCUUUUUGGCGAGCAAGGCCGGGUGA